GGAGAGAGCAGCAUUUCGCGAGAGGAGGAGGAGAGUGUGCGUCAAAAUGGCGGAAAAACGAAAACACGACAGCGAGGACGAGCCGGUAGACGACAAUUCCGACGACGAUGUCAUCGGCCCGCUGCCGUCUGAGGCGGCGAAACCGAAGAAGGCGAGGUUUCUUCCUUUCGAGCGCGUCUACCUCGACAACCUUCCGUGCGCCGAAGCGUACGAGAAGAGCUACAUGCACAGAGACAUCGUCACGCACGUGAUCGUCACCAAGACGGAAUUUGUGAUCACGGCGAGUUGCGACGGCCACCUCAAGUUCUGGAAGAAGACGGAGGACGGCAUCGAGUUUGUGAAACACUUCAGGACUCACCUGGGCAACGUCCAGGACGUCGCGACCAACUCGACGGGUCUGUUCCUGUGCUCCGUGUCGAAUGACAAGUCGCUCAAGGUGUUCGACGUGGUCAACUUCGAUCUUAUCAACAUGAUGAAACUGCCCUACGUGCCCGGUCGGUGCGAGUGGGUCUACGGCCCGGGCGACGCGAUCGCCGCGGUGGCCGUCUCGGACGCCGACACGGGCAAGAUUUACGUCUACGACGGUAAAGGGGACGAAAAACCGCUGCACGCUAUCGAGUCCUUGCACAAGGCUCCGCUGUCGGCACUCAGGUACAACGCCAAGAUGGAAACCGUCGUGUCGGUGGACAAGAAGGGAAUCCUCGAAUACUGGACGGGUCAGAGGGCCGACUUCAAGUUUCCCAAGUGCGUCCGCUUCGAGUCGAAGCUAGACACGGAUUUAUACGAGUUCGUCAAGGCAAAGUCCUACCCGACGGGUCUGUGCUUCUCGCCGGACGGCCUGCAGUUCGCCACCAUCUCCACAGACCGCAAGGUGCGCGUCUUUCGCUUUCUGACCGGUAAGCUGACGCUAGUGCUGGACGAGACUCUGCAACAGCUCUCGGAGUUGCAGCAGAUGCAGCAGCAGCUUCCCGACAUGGAGUUCGGUCGGCGCAUGGCCGGAGACAGGGACCUGGAGAAGUCCGAAGCGUUCCACUACUGCAACCUGACGUACGACGACACCGGUCACUUCCUGGUGUACGCGACGCUGCUGGGAAUCAAGAUCGUCAACCUCCGUACGACGGUUUGCUCGCGCCUGUUGGGCAAGAACGACAACAUUAGGCCGUUGCACGUCGCGCUCUACCAAGGAGUGCCAGGGGCCAAUCGCCAGAUCACCUCCAUGGAGACGCACGCAUCGGAAAACCCGACGCUGCAGUCGCUGCAGGCCGACCCCAUGGUGGUGUGCACAGGCUUUCGCAAGAACCGAUUCUACCUCUUCUCCAGGAGGGAACCCGACGAGGGCAAGACGGAGGAGCGAGACGUCUUCAACGAACGUCCUUCCAAGGAGGACAUCCUCUCGGCCACCGAGUCGUCUGCACAGCAGCGACUCUUCCCGACCGCCAUCAUCCACACCUCCAUGGGAGACAUUCAUCUCCAGCUCUUCACCAAGGAGUGCCCCAGGACGGCAGAGAACUUCUGCGUGCAUGCGAAGGAGGGCUACUACAACGGACACAUCUUUCAUCGAGUCAUCAAGGGCUUCAUGGUGCAGACGGGUGACCCUACGGGAACGGGCACUGGCGGGGAGUCCAUAUGGGGAGGCAACUUCGAGGACGAGUUCCACCCGACCCUCAAACACGAGCCGUACACGUUGAGCAUGGCCAAUGCCGGGCCCAAUACUAAUGGUUCGCAGUUCUUCAUCACCGUGAUUCCCGCUCCUUGGCUGGACAACAAGCACACCGUGUUCGGCCGAGUCACUCGCGGCAUGGAGGUGGUGCAGAACAUCAGCAUUGUGCGGACCAGCCCCAAGACCGACAAGCCUUACGACGACGUGCGCAUCAUCAGCAUAACUUUGCGGUGACGCUCCGCACUGUGGUUCAUCCCCAUUCUGUUGACUCGUGACAUCACAUCGUCGUUAAAAGUGUACAUAGUGACAUUUACAUGGACAACCGUGGUGCUUGUACAAUGAAAAGUGGAAGA
This is a messenger RNA of Rhipicephalus sanguineus (brown dog tick), 2013 nucleotides long. RefSeq names its product peptidylprolyl isomerase domain and WD repeat-containing protein 1-like. Gene Ontology annotation, molecular function: protein binding; peptidyl-prolyl cis-trans isomerase activity. Gene Ontology annotation, biological process: protein peptidyl-prolyl isomerization. The record is from RefSeq and is a predicted model, not a curated record. Lineage: Eukaryota; Metazoa; Arthropoda; Arachnida; Ixodida; Ixodidae.